GCUUAAUAUAUGUAGUAAAUUAAUAACAAAACAACACCCGGCAAAUUUGAUAGCUUAAUAUAGUAAAUUGUAUAUUUUUCUGGCAAUAUGUGCCUUUAAUCUGAAGCAACCAAAACGAAGUGAGAUCUUGGCAAUCAAGAAAAAAGAGAUCUACGGACCUUUAAUCAUUUAAUCGCGGCGGCUGAGAUGUGGGAAUCAAUUUUCCUAACAGUAGCCGCCACAGCCGGUAACAAUAUCGGCAAAGUUCUGCAGAAGAAAGGCACCCUCAUUCUGCCUCCCUUAUCUUUCAAGCUCAAGGUGAUUAAGGCUUAUGCUUUCAACAAGGCAUGGAUCUUUGGCUUGCUUAUGGAUUUGUUUGGAGCAGUCUUGAUGUUGCGAGCACUAUCUCUAGCCCCAGUAUCAGUCAUUCAACCAGUUUCUGGCUGUGGACUUGCUAUACUUUCGGUCUUUUCCCAUUUUUAUCUAAAGGAGAUCAUGAAUGUUAUUGAUUGGAUAGGAAUUACCUUGGCGGGCAUUGGCACCAUAGGUAAUGUACUCCUUAAUGGAUGGCUUCGCAUUUAUAGACGCCAGCGAAGAGAACAAGAGCUGAUGCAGUAUGAAGUAAUCGAGGAAAUUAUUUAUGGACUGGAAUCUGGAAUUCUGUUUGGGAUUUCAUCUGUCAUAUCAAAGAUGGGAUUUUUAUUCUUGGAGCAGGGAUUUUCCAAGUUGUUGGUGCCUGUUUGUAUUUCAAUAAGCAUUUGUUGUAGUGCUUCUGGUUUUGUAUGCCAGACAUGUGGCUUGAAGCAUGGAAGGGCUAUUGUAGUGUCCACAUGUGCAGCUGUUGCAUCUAUUGUAACUGGUGUAUUUGCUGGUAUGUUUGCUUUGGGUGAACGGUUGCCUUCAGCACCAACAUCUCGUCUCUGGCUCUUGCUCGGAUGGGUAUGCAUCAUUCUUGGUGUGAUUCUGCUGGUAGCUUCAACACGGCUGGUGCGGAGCCUUCCACGAUCUUGGCGACGUGUUCUAAGAAGUGGAGUUGACAAAAACAUGGGUCUUAGGCAAUCUGUGCCAACACGGAGUAGAGAUACUAGUCCUAGCGCUGUUAUCCAGGCGUCAACUCUGCAUCAUUUGAUAGCAACUCCCUCUAAAGCUAAGGCUUGAACCGUGCCAUUCCAAUUAAAAUGAUACUGAAAGGUUUGGGUUCUUGUAAAUGUAAGUUGAGGGCUGUUGUAGGUAAUCACAUUGUAUCUGGUGUGUACAGUACAGUGGUCAGUGCAGGUUGUUUGAGACUCAGGGUUCAUUCUAUUUAUUCAUGAGAGUCAAGGCACAUAGUACUGUUACAACUCUUCCCACAUCACUUUACACUUUGCCCGGACCCCAUUCUUAACACACAUGGUGUGUUAUUAUGUAAACAUGGUGGGCAGUGAAUCACGGAAAACUGAACCAAAUCGAAGAGAAAAACCAGCGCUUCUUUUGAACGCUAUUUUGCCCUUGAAGUAAAUAUUAUGUCAUGAGCUUUUUUGUGCAAA
Messenger RNA from Capsicum annuum, 1505 nucleotides. RefSeq names its product probable magnesium transporter NIPA9. The transcript is spliced from 8 exons. Bases 187 to 1137 code for a protein of 316 amino acids. Gene Ontology annotation, molecular function: magnesium ion transmembrane transporter activity. The record is from RefSeq and is a predicted model, not a curated record. Gene Ontology annotation, biological process: magnesium ion transport. Lineage: Eukaryota; Viridiplantae; Streptophyta; Magnoliopsida; Solanales; Solanaceae. Gene Ontology annotation, cellular component: membrane.